Molecule: messenger RNA, 1173 nt
Organism: Helobdella robusta
Lineage: Eukaryota; Metazoa; Annelida; Clitellata; Rhynchobdellida; Glossiphoniidae
Exons: 2
Coding region: 1-1173 (390 amino acids)
Source: RefSeq, a predicted model, not a curated record
AUGUCUUCCAAUAAUUGCAAACCCUGCUCACAACCUUCUCUGACAUGCUGUCCCAAUCUGUUCGAUCCUAAAUUUCAACCGCACAACUAUAAACAACCUCCUAGGAUAAAUUCAUCAACAAACACUUUUUUGGCUCAGUUUCUACAUAACAGGACUCCGCAAAAUUUGUAUCUUCAACCAGCAGGAAAAAAUUAUUCUAAUACAAAAAACGUGUCAAAUUAUAAACAACAAACAAACCUUAGUUAUCCAUCAUCACCAAACUCUAUUGUUAAAACAAAUAGUCGGGAAGUGUGUUUUGAUCAGUGCUCCUGUAAUAAGUAUAUUUCUAGUCAACUAUCUAAAAAACCGUCUAGACAACAGUCAAGACAAUCUGUGUGUAAACAUGCUUUUACAAAAAAUAAUCAAACGCACAAAAAUUCUGCUGAGUUUUCUCUUGGAAUAAACCAAAGAUCGGGUUUUGGCCAGUGUUCAAGAACAAAUGACCACAAUGAAAAACACCAGCUAGCGUGGACUUCAGAUAGACCAAAUCAAAGACAACCAUGUCGAUUUGAGAAAACUCCUAGUUACUGGGAUUGUUUAACCACAAACGGAAUUGUGAAUGCGUCAUUAUCGUCGAUAGAACUUUAUCUGUCUGAACCAUUUUAUGAAGAUAAAUCCUGCUCAUUUACUGCCAACGGCAUGAAUUUCGCAAGUCAAAGUUAUGUGUUGGAUAACACUACAUGCAGUUGCUACAACAACACAACACAUAAAAGUCAAAGUCAUGUUGCCUCUAGACAGUCAGAGCCACAUAAUUUAUAUAGUGAAGUAUUCAAUUCAAGUACCACCAUUCCAUAUGGCCGUUUACCCGUGAUGUCAAACAACUUUAAUAGAAAUAAGACAGCGACCAAUGUUCAAGAAUAUCCACCAAAAAAAGAAUGUAUACGUGGUGAAUACUUCCUAGAAGAUGAAGAUAACACUAAAAUUAAAAUUACGGUUUCCGUCAAAAUAGAUGACCAGCUAGAUGCAAUUAAUUUGACGUCUGGCCGCUUGGUAACACUUGCCAGCAAUAUAAUCCAGUUAACGACAAUGCGGAGCAUAGAAAUGAAAAACAAAAUCAGAAAUUUGAUAACAAAGAACGUGGUAGACAGAGACAUAAAAGAAAGAAGAAACAGAAAAAAAGAUAUCAGAAAAUGA